Trachemys scripta elegans is the source of this 1141-nucleotide messenger RNA. It is a transcript of the gene QARS1, whose product is annotated as glutaminyl-tRNA synthetase 1. The record is from RefSeq and is a predicted model, not a curated record. Gene Ontology annotation, cellular component: aminoacyl-tRNA synthetase multienzyme complex; cytoplasm; cytosol. The transcript has 9 exons. Gene Ontology annotation, molecular function: glutamine-tRNA ligase activity; ATP binding. NCBI's taxonomy places the organism in Eukaryota, Metazoa, Chordata, Testudines, Emydidae. Gene Ontology annotation, biological process: translation; glutaminyl-tRNA aminoacylation. The annotation marks the transcript as partial.
CCCCCCAGGCGCUCCUCCUACUUCUGGCUGUGCAACGCGCUGGGCGUGUACUGCCCCGUGCAGUGGGAGUACGGGCGCCUGAACCUGCUCUACACCGUGGUCUCCAAGAGGAAGAUCAUCCGGCUGGUGGAGGCGGGCGCCGUCAGGGACUGGGACGACCCGCGGCUCUUCACGCUGACGGCCCUGCGCCGCCGAGGUUUCCCCCCCGAGGCCAUCAACAACUUCUGUGCGCGGGUGGGGGUGACGGUGGCGCAGACGACGAUGGAGCCCCACCUGCUGGAGGCGUGCGUGCGAGAGGUGCUGAACGAGCGCGCUCCCCGCGCCAUGGCUGUGCUGGAGCCCCUCCGAGUCACCAUCACCAACUUCCUCACCCAGAAGGCCCUGGAAGUUCUUGUGCCCAACUUCCCAGCCGACGAGACCAAGGGCUUCCACAAAGUCCCCUUCCAGGCCACCAUCUACAUCGAGCAGAGCGACUUCAGGGAGGUGAUGGACAAAGGCUACAAGCGUCUGGCACCUAGCCAGCCAGUGGGGCUGAGACACGCCGGCUACGUCAUUGCUGUCCAGAACGUCGUCAAGGACGCCGGCGGGCAGGUGAUGGAGUUGGAGGUGACCUGCACCAAGUCGGAUGCUGCGGAGAAGCCCAAAGCCUUCAUCCACUGGGUGUCAGAGCCGCUGGUGUGCGAGGUGCGGCUCUACGAACGGCUGUUCUUGCACAAAAACCCUGAGGACCCUGCAGAGGUGCCAGCUGGAUUCCUGAGUGACCUCAACCCCGACUCGCUGCGCGUGAUCGACGGCGCCCUGGUUGACAGAUCCGUCUGCUUCGCCAAGCCCUUGGACAAGUUCCAGUUUGAGCGGCUGGGCUACUUCUCGGUGGAUCCCGACAGCACAGAGGGGAAGAUGGUGUUUAACCGGACGGUGACGCUGAAGGAGGACCCCGGCAAGGUGUGAAGGAGCCGCUGCCGCCGCUUUGAUGGCUCUGGCUGUGCCCAGGCCCGUUCUGGGAGCGCCUGGUCCCUCCGGGCACGGGGAGAGUGCGACCCAUGAACAAAGGGCCCGGCCCACGCACGAGGGCCACAGCUGCCUUAACCAAACCCUGCGGGGCUGGCGCAUCUCGCCGGAAUAAACGAGCACUGGAGCUGCC